AUGGACGAAUCGCUCAUUGCAACCAUCAACAAGCUUCAGGAUGCGCUUGCUCCCCUUGGUGGAGGUCUGUCGCUGCCUGUAGAUUUGCCCCAAAUCACCGUGGUUGGUUCCCAAUCGAGUGGUAAGAGUUCGGUAUUGGAGAAUAUUGUGGGUAGAGAUUUUUUACCCAGAGGAACCGGUAUCGUGACUAGAAGGCCGUUGGUUUUGCAGCUCAUCAACCGCAGACCCGGCGUGAACAAGGCAGAUGCCGACAAGAUCAACAAAACGACCGACAAGGGCGAGGAGCUGGAGAACAACUUGGAGGAGUGGGGUGAAUUCUUGCACUUGCCCAACAAGCGGUUCUACAACUUCGAGGAGAUCAGAGCGGAGAUUGUCAGGGAGACGGACGCCAAAACAGGCAAGAACUUGGGCAUUCUGGCGGUGCCCAUCAACUUGAGAAUCUACUCGCCCCAUGUGUUGACCUUGACCUUGGUGGACUUGCCCGGUUUGACCAAGGUGCCUGUGGGUGACCAGCCCAAGGAUAUCGAGAGGCAGAUCAGGGAGAUGUUGUUGAAGUACAUCUCGAAGCCCAAUGCCAUCAUCUUGGCUGUGAACGCCGCCAAUACCGAUUUGGCCAACUCGGACGGUCUUAAGUUGGCCAGAGAGGUCGACCCGGAGGGAUCGCGUACCAUCGGUGUGUUGACCAAGGUCGACUUGAUGGACGAGGGUACCGACGUGGUGGACAUUCUCGCUGGUAGAGUGAUUCCCUUGAAGUUCGGCUACAUCCCCGUGAUCAACCGUGGCCAGAGGGACAUCGAGCUGAAGAAGACCAUCCGUGCUGCCCUCCACGACGAAUCCGAUUUCUUCGAGAACCACCCAUCCUACAAGGCCAAGUCCCAGUACUGCGGUACCGCCUUCUUGGCCAAGAAGCUCAACAGUAUAUUGUUGCACCACAUCAAGAGCACCUUGCCAGACAUCAAAUUGCGUAUCGAGAACUCCUUGAAGCGCUACCAGAACGAAUUGAGCAUCUUGGGCCCUGAGAUGGAGGAGAGCCCCACCUCCAUUGCCUUGAGCAUGAUCACCAACUUCUCCAAGGACUACAACGAGAUCUUGAACGGUGAGGCCAAGGAGUUGUCCUCCCAGGAAUUGAGUGGUGGUGCCCGUAUCUCCUUCGUUUUCCACGAAAUCUACAAAAACGGUGUCAACUCCAUUGACCCCUUCGACCAGAUCAAGGACGCCGACAUUCGUACCAUCAUGCACAACACCUCCGGUUCUGCCCCAUCCCUCUUUGUGGGCACCCAGGCCUUCGAGGUGCUUGUCAAGCAGCAGAUCCACCGUUUGGAAGAGCCAUCCUUGCGUUGUGUUAACUUGAUCUUUGACGAGUUGACCCGUAUCUUGACCCAAAUCAUCAGCCAUCCACAGUACUCCAGAUACCCAAUGUUGAAGGACCGUCUUUCACAGUCGUUUAUUCAGUUCUUGCGUGAGGAAUUGAUCCCCACCAACAGGUUUGUCACCGACAUCAUCAGCGCCGAGCAGACGUACGUUAACACCGCCCACCCUGACUUGUUGAAGGGCUCGCAAGCCAUGGCUAUGGUGGAGGAGAAGUUCCACCCCAAGCCUCAGGUGGCCGUUGACCCCAAGACCGGCAAGCCAUUGCCUCCUGCCCAGCAGCCACAGCCUCUGCAAACGCCCAAGGACGAGUCAAACGGUUUCUUCGGCGGUUUCUUCUCCUCCAAGAACAAGAAGAGAUUACAGCUGAUGGAGGCUCCACCACCAGUGUUACGUGCUACCGGUCAGAUGACGGAGCGUGAGCUGAUGGAGACCGAGGUGAUCAAGCUCUUGAUCUCUUCCUACUUCAACAUUGUCAAGCGCACAGUUGCAGACCUUGUGCCAAAGUCCGUUAUGUUGAAGUUGAUCACGAGAUCGAAGGAUGAGAUCCAGAAGGAGUUGUUGCUGAAGUUGUACAGUGCGCCAGACUUGGCCGACUUGGUCAAGGAGAACGAGGCCACCGUGCAGAAGAGAAAGGAGUGCUUGAAGAUGGUAGAGGUGUUGAAGAACGCCAGCGAGAUUGUGUCGAGCGUUUAA
Messenger RNA from Candidozyma duobushaemuli, 2064 nucleotides. It is a transcript of the gene VPS1, whose product is annotated as dynamin-like GTPase. NCBI's taxonomy places the organism in Eukaryota, Fungi, Ascomycota, Pichiomycetes, Serinales, Metschnikowiaceae. Gene Ontology annotation, cellular component: cytoplasm; peroxisome; microtubule. Gene Ontology annotation, biological process: peroxisome organization. The transcript has a single exon. Gene Ontology annotation, molecular function: GTPase activity; GTP binding; microtubule binding. Bases 1 to 2064 code for a protein of 687 amino acids. The record is from RefSeq and is a predicted model, not a curated record.